AUGGCGUUUGCCUUUAGGUGGAGAUGUGUCGUGCUCUUGCUCUUGACUUACUCGUUAUGCAUUAUAACGGCUGACGAUAAAACUAAACCCAAGAAAAAGAAAGAUAUCCGGGACUAUAAUGAUGCAGAUAUGGCACGACUUCUGGAAGAGUGGGAGAAAGAUGACGACAUUGAAGAAGGAGACCUCCCAGAGCACAAGAGGUCUCCACCUCCGAUUGACUUUUCCAAAGUGGAUCCCUCCAAACCCGAGGAGCUGCUGAAGAUGUCAAAAAAGGGAAGAACUCUAAUGGUUUUUGCUACAGUGUCGGGAGACCCCACUGAGAAGGAGACAGAGGAGAUAACCAGCCUGUGGCAGGGCAGUCUCUUCAAUGCCAACUUUGACAUUCAAAGAUUUGUGGUGGGCUCCAACAGGGUCAUCUUCAUGCUGCGUGAUGGCAGCAUGGCCUGGGAGGUCAAAGACUUCCUCAUCUCCCAAGACCGCUGCAUGGAUGUCACUGUGGAGGGACAGGUGUUUCCAGGGAAGGCGGCCAAUACAGACAACAGCAAGUCUAAAGAGCAGAAUGAGGUCAAUGCUAAGAAGGGGAAGAAAAAGAAGACGACAGUGGACAACAACCAAGCAGACUUGGAGGGUAACAGGGCCAGUAAACUCAAACAGGAGUUGUGAUGGGACUAUGCAGAGGACAUCUCUUACCAUUUGAAGAUUUUGCCAUAAUAAUCAGGUUUGGCUUGGUUUCCUACCACGACAUGAACCAUUAAGUCAUUAUGCGCUAUUGAAAUACACAAAGUGCUGGUACGCCAAAUGUGACUGAUAAGUCAUUUACCUUGUUUGAAUUAAAUGAAUAUGUUUUGUUGUAACCGGGCUAAUCAGCCUUAACUUGUGAGCCAGUUUUAUAGCUGCAGGUUUAUGCUGUCUUUCACACCUCUUUAUCACUGUUAUCUGAUGGUCACAAUGGCCAAAAAGACAUUUAGGCAUUCAGUUAUUUAAUUAUUUUGUUACCAGAUUGUAUAGAUGAUUGUACAGAUACGAUAGAAUCAUUCAUAGAUCUUUAACAGCCUGCAUAAAAACCAGUGCUAGAUUUGGCACACAAAUCUGGUUCACGUUUUCUGUUUGAUUUUUCACUUAAUGACAAAAUAAACUUUUUUGUAUCACUGUUUGGUAAA
This is a messenger RNA of Lampris incognitus (smalleye Pacific opah), 1160 nucleotides long. It is a transcript of the gene mesd, whose product is annotated as mesoderm development LRP chaperone. The record is from RefSeq and is a predicted model, not a curated record. NCBI's taxonomy places the organism in Eukaryota, Metazoa, Chordata, Actinopteri, Lampriformes, Lampridae. The transcript is spliced from 3 exons. Gene Ontology annotation, biological process: protein folding. Bases 1 to 663 code for a protein of 220 amino acids.